Anoplopoma fimbria (sablefish) is the source of this 2037-nucleotide messenger RNA. It is a transcript of the gene tmem203, whose product is annotated as transmembrane protein 203. The transcript has 2 exons. NCBI's taxonomy places the organism in Eukaryota, Metazoa, Chordata, Actinopteri, Perciformes, Anoplopomatidae. Gene Ontology annotation, cellular component: endoplasmic reticulum. Bases 351 to 767 code for a protein of 138 amino acids. The record is from RefSeq and is a predicted model, not a curated record. Gene Ontology annotation, biological process: intracellular calcium ion homeostasis.
GGAAAGCUAUGAUGCUAACGGUUUGAUAGCUUUAUGUGCUGACAGUUUCUCUUCAAUUUGGAUGGGGGAGAAAACGCCUGACUGUUAUUAAGGAAGGGUUUCCAGAGACUGGGAGCACUUUCUGCAAUCAUCAGCCCUCAGGUUGGAUUUGAAGAUGUAGCCAAGAGUGAAGUGGGUCAUCUUUGCAGUUCCUCACCAUUUCCUGACCAGACAUAAUCAGUGACUUCUCACCUCCACCCUUUGCCACCAUAAAUCUGGAGCACUUUGGCCCCUAACUAGGGCUGCCUUGUGCGCUACUCUGCCGUCCUCAGUCAGUCUGUCCCUGGUUGAAGACCCUUCUGUCCUCAGCUAUGCUGUUCUCCCUGAGGGAACUGGUCCAGUGGCUGGGCUUUGCCACCUUUGAACUCUUCCUCCACCUGCUAGCUUUGCUGGUCUUCAGCAUGCUGGUUGCUCUGCGAGCUGACAUGUUCACCCCCACGCUGAGCUGGUGGCUGGUGUUUGUCCCGUUGUUUGCUGCCGAUGGCCUAAGCACCUACUUCACGGCCAUCGUGUCCAUCCGUCUUUACCAGGAGAAUGAGAAGCGUCUCGCAGUGCUGCGGCUCCUCUGGGUGCUGACGGUGCUCAGCCUGAAGCUGGUGUGCGAGGUGCUGCUGUGCCAGAAGCUGGCGGAGCAGGAACAAGCCAGAGACCUGUGGUUUGGCCUCAUCGUCUCGCCGCUGUUCAUCCUGCUGCAGCUACUGAUGAUACGAGCAUGCCGCGUCAACUGAAAAGAGGCAGUUAGUGGUUGUUCACAUCACCGACAUUGCAGGAACAAAGAGCAAUCUUCAUCUGCCACUAGAGAUUUAAAGCAUAACAAGGGUGUCAUUUUUUUUUGGCUCAUUUCUACUUUUUUUUUUUUUUUUUCUACUAAAACAAGCAACAGUUUGUCAUUCACGUCCCCAGCUCUGAAUAAAGUUUGUAUACAUAUGUGUUUCUAAUAGCUAUGAAAUGAACACAAAGUGUCACUGCUUGCCUAAGUUAUAAUGCAGUAUUUCUCUUCCCAGAAGAAUAAAGGCUAUUGUAUAGCAGCAACAUGAUUUUUUUAAUGAGAAUAAUAGGGGGACCACAAACUUUUUGACAUUUAGUAUAAACAUGCAUAACAUUGCUAUAGUAAACUUUUAGUUGAUUUUGAAGACUGAAUGGAAGUUAACUGUAACUAGAAAAUUAUUGUUAUCUAACGAAUAUUAUUCUGAGCCCCUUUACAUCAGGGUGGAUUACUGCUGUUCGUUUUUUUGAUACUUUUAGGAAUACAAAGAGUCAGCAGUAAAUGUGUAUUUGGGACAUGGUGUGCCUUUACAUUGUGCAAUCAAUAUUAGACAAUGAGCCAUGAGGAAAAUGUAUACCAGAGUUAUGUUUUAAUGCACAUGUGCACAAUACACAUGUACAUAUAAUACACAGGUGAAACCUGAAGGCUGCAAUGCCCCAGCCACCUUUUUUUGGGCAACUGUCGUGGGUAACAGAGCUCAAGAGUUGCUGCAGCUUUGAUGCUUUUUUCCCCCCAGAGGAAGACAUUGCUUGCCAGCACAAUUAGGUUAGGUUUAUUAUCACGUGUCUCACUUUGUUGCCUGUUACAAGGAGUGUUGCUCACACAAUCCCCCCUCCCAUUCCCUCAUGUUGCCUAGCUUGUCAAUAUCAUCAGUGAGAAUGGUCUGAACAGCAAGAAGCUGGUUCUGAAACUUGUUGUCAGCUCACAGUCUCACUCCAAUGUAAAAGAACUGAAUGUGAUUUCUGCCAAGCAGUCAGUUGUGUACACACGUCUUCCCUGUAUAUUGCUGUUUAUUUGUACAAUAUGUAAUGUAUUUUGAUCUGAGUUUGAUCUUACCUUGUGUAUGUACUGCAUGUAUUUAAGGACUCAUUUUAAAAAUAAUUCACAAUGUGAAAUUAUGUGUAGUAUGUAUAUCUUGAUUUUGGAAAGAAAUUUACGGAAUCUUAUUUAUGUUUUUAUGUUCUUGUAACUGCACCCCCAUUGUCAUCUGUAUAUACGUGUAAAUAAACCAA